This is a messenger RNA of Ostrea edulis (European flat oyster), 12363 nucleotides long. RefSeq names its product TPR and ankyrin repeat-containing protein 1-like. The transcript has 36 exons. Lineage: Eukaryota; Metazoa; Mollusca; Bivalvia; Ostreida; Ostreidae. Gene Ontology annotation, molecular function: ATP binding; protein binding. The record is from RefSeq and is a predicted model, not a curated record. Bases 191 to 11656 code for a protein of 3821 amino acids.
GGUGUCGCAAACUUUGCUGGCGGGAACGUGAGCAUCAACUGGAGAAACCCGUGAAAAUCAUGAAAAGGGAAAGGAUAAAAUCCAUUUACUGAAGUUGUUCAGAAGAUACAAGUAUGAAGUUCUCGGACCCAGUCUCAUUGUAGCCCGGGCUUAAACUUCUUUCUUUGGGUGGUAGGUAGAAAUUGCCACCAUGAAUUUUUAUCCACGACCACCAUUUGGGAACAGACCACCUGAUCCUAUGUUCCUUCACCACCAAACACAGAUAUUCUAUUACAAGAAGCAGGAAGCCCAGCAGGCCUUGAAUGGUAAUAGACUUGGACAGGCAGUGGAAUUAUACACAGAGGCCCUACAGUUGGCACAGACAUUCCCCCACCUCAUACAAGAAAUGCCCAAAAUUCUCAGCAAUAGAUCUUUGGUGUUUUUCAAACAAAGAGAACUGACAAAAGCCUUAGAGGAUGCUAAUUUUAGUAUUCAUCGGGACCCAAGAUGGGUGAAGGGAUACUGGCGUGCAGCUCAGGCCCACAAGGAAAUGAGACAAUUCGCUCCAGCUCUGGAUGCUGCAAUAGGCGGAUACAAUGUGGCUGAAUCUCAGGAGCUGGAAGAGGAAGUGCUCAGUUUCCUAACUGAAAUUGUCACAAUCAUUGUGGUCUUUAGACAUGACCCAAGGCACCUGUUGGAAACUAAUGAGAUUCACCCAGGCUCCAUCCAGAAUCAGAGAAAGCUCCUCCAGCGGCUGGCCAACAAUAACUGCUGGGAGGGGGUAAGUCUGCUGGUGCUGGGGAUCCAUGCGGGACCCCCCAGUUCUCUGGACGCUUCAGCUGCCAGUUGCCCAGUGGAUAACCUCUCUGUGGGAACACUACUAAGGAGUACCUCUGCUGCUGACCUCAAGAGAUUUGGUAUAGAUCUGGCCAUCUGUCUUCUAAAGAGUGGAGCUUCGUAUGAGGAUGUAGAAAAGAAGAUGGGCAUACCGGUCAUUCAUGUAGGACUGAGAGUUGCUUUAGAUACAGGAAAUAUUGAUUUGAUAAAACUGAUGUUCAGUCAGUAUUUGAAAACGCCAGAAUUAAAAGAUGCUGUGGACAAUAAGAAGAGAACACCUUUCCAUGUUCUGGUGCACUCACGGAGGAUGAACGACACAAUGGGAGAGGCUCUGCUCCGUCUGCUUAUCAACAAUGGAUGUCGAUCAUCCAUGCCAGACGAAGAUGGCAAACUUCCCAUAGACUAUCUCACACCGACUGAUGUGGGAUACAUCAUCUUGUCCAACUGCACAAAAGUUGCAGGAAGCCAUGUGAAAGACAGAAUUUUGCGUCUGAAAGAGCAGGGAAACACAGCAUUUAAAAACAAGGAAUUUGAAGAAGCUCUGAUUUUCUACAGCCGGGCUAUUAACAUGGUCAGGGGCUAUGAAAAUUUGAAUCGUGAGACGGCUACAGUGCUGACAAAUCGUGCCACGGUUCACAUGGAGUUGCACAGUAUACAGGAGGCCCUGGAGGAUGCUGAGGAGGCUGUUAAAUGUGACCCCACAUGGAUGAAGGGACAUUGGAGGCGUGGAAAGAUUUUACAACGAAUUAUGAACCAUAGAGAAGCUUACAGCGCUUUCUUGGAGGGAUAUCGUAAAGGAGAAGGCACCACCUCAGAAAAACACAGCAUGCUUGUGGAGGCCAUUGUGUCUUUCCAAAAUAUUAAAGGAAAUCAGGAACUUGAGGCGAGUUACAAAGGCUUGAGUAAGGUCACCAAUGAUGUGUGGGCAGACGUAAUCUCCAGACUCAGCCUUAGAGGUGAAUGGGGAGCCAUUAGAUAUGUGAUCCUUGGAAUCAACUUCAAGUUUAAUGGUGGGCAAGUGGUAGCCAUGGGUUUUGGUAGAGAUGCGGAUAUACAGGGGAUGACCUAUGGUACUAUAUUCCCGUAUCUAGAGCAGCAGGAGGACCCAGCCUCUGUGAGUUACUGGAUAACCCCUCUAGUCCUCUAUCUCAUCACACGAAGGGGAGAUCUAGACAGUUUGAUGCGCUUCGUGGAGUCGGUCCAAGACACUCCCCUUCAUGCUGCUACAAGAUUCUGUGCUCUCACAGGAGACACGGUGUUAUUGAAGAACAUGCCAGACAGUCCGCAGAUGAUCACGUUUAUGGAUGGUCAAGGGGAUUCCCCAUUCCAUACACUUCUGAAGCUGUACCCCACCCUCCAGGGAAAACUUCUCUCCAACAUUGUCAAACUGCUGCUGCAGAAGGGGGUGUCCCCCACAGUACCAGAUCGGAGCCAGUGCCUCCCUAUUGACUACGUGACUCAAAGUAAAAACAAGGAGGUGUUCGACAUGCUGAGGAAAUUCUCCAAGCCCACAGAAAAUGUGAAACCCAAAGAAAAACCACCGGAAACAUCUCAGAAUCCAACAGCCAAAAAAACCAGACCAGAAUCAUCUUCCAAAAGUGAAUCAUUGACGACCAAAGCAAACUCUCGCAUACAAGAGAUAAAAUCUAAAGCCAAUCAGCUGUUCAGAGAAGGCAGCAUAGAAGAUGCUCUGGGUCUGUACACUUCCCUGUUGGAGUACAUCUUUGGAAGCUGUAAGGAUGAAGUGGAAAACCACGAGAUAGCUGUGAUAUAUGGCAACAAAGCAGAAUGUCUGUUGAAAAUGGCUAGAUACGAGGAAGCAUUUGAUGCUGCUGUAGAAAGUGUGGGCUUUGAUGGCCACUGGUUUAAGUCCCACUUAAGAGUGGGCAAUGCACAGGCAGCACUUGGGAGAUUCAGUGCAGCUCUCCAGGCCUUCAGUAAUGCGUGUAAUGAGUUAGAGGAGACAGGGCCAAAUCUCAGUAUUCGAAGAGAGAUUCUCGGAGAAGUGUCCAACAGCAUCCCCAAGGAGAAACUUGGCCAAAGUGGUGGAUUGUUCCCCGUACUGAAUUUGAAAGGUUGUAACAAUCAGGUUUGGGCACUGACCAGUUAUGACUUGGUAUGUAAGGGACAAUGGGAGUGUGCCAGGUUUGCUUAUUUCCAGUAUCGUCAAAGGACAAUAGAUAUCAAUAUAUACCACGAGAUGAGAGUGAAUUUGCAGUCCCUGUGCGUCCUUGACCAGAUUGUUACAGAGGACUGGCUGUUGGAGGUGAUCCUUUUUUUAAUUCGAGGAGGAAGUGACUAUCACACACUGUCGCUAGAACGAGGGGACACUUACUUUCAUGCUGUGGUCAGGAUGACCUUGUUGACUGGUACUCUUGAAUUAUUCCUGUAUAUUGUGGAGAAAGUUAAAGAGAAUGAUGAAAAGAACCUACAAGACAGCCAUGGAAACACGGUCCUUCACGUGGCCACCAAAGAGGCAAACACAAGACCACAACUUCGACUGGAGAUCAUUUAUAUCUUGUUGGAGAUGCAGGUCAAUCCCAUGAUGAAAAAUAAAGCUGGGAAGUAUGCAGUGCAGUAUCUACCUAGAGGGGAAGGCCAGGCGAUCAGUUCACUACAUCAGAGGAUGACAGAACAGGAAGCCAUGGAAAAGGAAGUAAGGAAGCAGAAAGCUAAACAGGAGCAGGAACGACAGAAACAGGAACGACUGAGACAACAGGAUCUCCAUCGACUUCAACAGCAAGAGAAACGAGAGGAGAUGGAGAGAAAACGACAGCAGCAAAAUGAGAAGGCUAAAGAAGAUAGCAGGAAAAAAGAAGCCGCGAGGAAUAGAACACCGGAGUCUUCUUGUGCUAGUUACUGUGAACAGCGAAUAGAAGAGGCUAAGGAGAAGUUGAAGGAAAACAACAUGAGGCAUGGCUAUCAAAGUCUGGCGGAGAUACUGAGAAAAGACCACAGGUCGGAUAAACACAAAGAACUGGAGAAGAAAGCAUUAAGCAUUAUAAUCAGCUCUCUUGGGAGAUCACUUAAUCCAGAAAUUCCUGAGAAACUUGUUAAAAUACCAAGCAAGCUGUAUGAGCAGAUUAUCCAGGGACUGGCAGGCAAUGAGAAGUGGAGACAAGUCCAUGCUGCAGUGAAAGAAUUCAGGCUUCAUUAUGGAGACCUGGCCUUACCAAACUUUGCCAAAUCUAUGUCUGUGGCCAAAGUCAUUCGACAUUCCUCAUUUCAAGGGGCUGAGCAAGUGUUAGUUGAUAUAGUGGAUUGCAUGCUAAAUGGAGGAGCUGAAUUAGAGAGAGAGGGAAAGUUGGCAAUCCUUGCUGCAGUACAAGAAUGUCAAUUCAGAGUGUUGGAAGUUUUGUUUAAGUGGGAUGCUAACCCCGCCCAUCUCACAAUCAAUCAAGGAGACACACCUAUUCAUGCUGCAUUGUCCAUAGCCCUGGAGAGAGACAAAGGAAAUUUUUCUAUCCUCAAUUUGUUCUUUGAUAAAUAUGAAAAAGACCCAGAAAAAUACCCCAUGCUGGACCCCUCGCAGACUAACUCUGAGGGAGAUGGUUUGUUCCACCUAGUAGCGAAAGCCAAGUAUAGUGCAACCACACAAAAAGCCACAGAGUUGCUCUGUGACAAAAAAAUCAAUGCAUCCAUGUACAACACAGAGGGGAAGCUGCCCAAGGACUACCUGAACUCAAAGAAUGACAGAAGGUUACAGUUCUUCCGUCUGGCAUCUGUUGGAGGAGUUGUAAAACCAAAGAAGAAGCAGAAACCGAAACUGUCAAAAAUUUCUGAUGCUCAAACUCCCUCUGAAGACCAAGAGGAAAGUGAGCAGGAUGUCAUACUGUAUGAAAGACAGGAGGAAAUACCUCCAAAAUCAGAGGCGAUAAAAGACAGGAAGCCCAAGCUAGUGGUUUCUAUUCAGAAGGAGGUCAUAAAAAGACACAUAGAGGACAUGAUCUACAGUUUACCGGAUAUUCCUUACUCAAUCUUCAAUCCCAGGGUCAUAAAGGUUGAUGAAAUUCCAAGCUUCAAGCGAAAAAAGGAACCGUCUGAAGAAAAACAGAAAUCUGUGGAAUUUGCAAAACCAGAAGAAGUAGACGAGCAAGAGGCCCAGGAACCAGAGGAGGAUCAAGACAUAGAUGGGGUGGAGGAAGGGGAUUUACAGAUUGAUCCACAAGUGUUUGACAAUUUGGAAUGGGAAGUAGAGUGCACUGCUGAUGUCUGGAGAACUCUGAGAGAUAAGAAACUUCUGCCCGAGUUGAAGCAGAGAAUCAUGCGCAAAAUUCAGCUCCUGGCAAAGGGAGAAUGGAGGACACACCUGUGUAAAGAACUAAAAAAUGUCCCUGACUCUCUAAAACUGUAUGAAGCAAAACUCAGUAAAGCCAGUAGGAUAAUAUGGGAGUUGGCGAUUGCCUUCUCUCCACGGUUGAGUGAGAGUGCUGAGAAGAGACUGCAGUAUACAGAGGAUGGGGUUGAUCAGCCAGUCAAGGGAGGGAGGAUUUACUCGGAGGUCAUUCGAGUGUGGGACAUUGUGUUUGACCAUGACAAGAUUUUCAAGUCUGUACAACGCAUAACCAAGUCUCACCUCAGAGGUGAGGAAUGCAUCAUACAGAAAAAGUUAAUGGGGGUCAAACAGUCCCAGUUUCAAGGAAAGACAAAGAAGAGAUUUCCCAUGAUAUAUGCCGAGAGUGACAUGGACAUUGAUCCCAAAGCCUUGCAAGAAUAUCAGGAAAACUUACAGAGGUAUUACCCUCCUGCCAGCUCCAAUGAAACAGAAUACCACAUCUUGAAAUUCUACAAUUUUGAUUCCAACUUAGUUAGCCAUGUGUUACAAAAUCUUGAAGUCAAGGUGGAUUUUCCAUUUAGAGUGACUGAUUUAGAACAUGCUAUAAUUAACCUGAAGUCUGUGGCUCCCAUUUUGUUGCUUGGUCGUAGUGGGACCGGGAAAACUACCUGCUGCUUGUACAGACUUUGGAGUCAGUAUGUGACGUACUGGACAGGAGCAACAGAAGCCGAUGCCAAACUACUGCCGCGGUGUCAGAUCUUCAGACAAGAGGAAGAAGAUAAUGCUGAUGGAGAAAACGAGGCAGGAGAGGACGAGUUAGAGGAAGAGGCCAUUGAAGAAGAUCCGGUCCCAGCAGAUGCAGGGAAUGAAGAAGAAGAAAAGGAAGAGGAGGGACAACUAUAUGACCAUCUCCACCAGAUAUUCAUCACGAAGAAUGUUGUACUGUGUAGUGAAGUCCAGAAAAAUUUUAAGGAGCUCAGUCAUGCCUGUGAUGUAGCCAAGAACUAUGUUGCAAUGGAGACCGAGGCACUCCCCAACAGGAUACAGGACAUCAGCGAUUUCCAAUUCCCGGUGUUCACCACAUCCAAGAAACUGCUUCUAAUGUUGGAUGCUUCAUUAGAGCCACCCUGUUUCUUUGACAGGAAUGAAGAUGGAAGUCUAAAGGUGGAUGUCCAAGGAUGGACAGAAUCUGAUGGAUCCUUGAGCUUUCUUCCCAUUCUAGAAGAGGAGUCAGAUGAUGAAGACGAUGAGGAUGACCAAUAUCGAGAUGGUGACGUGGAUGAUAAUGACAGUGAUGAUGACCAAGAACGUGGUGACCGUCCGUGCAGAAAAGUGGACCCCAGGAGAGAGGUCACAUAUGAAGUAUUUGCUGAGGAAGUGUGGCCCAGAAUCAGUAAGAAGUAUUCAGGGCGCUAUCAUCCAUCGCUGAUCUGGAUGGAGAUCAUGUCCUUCAUCAGAGGGUCUUUUGAAGCUCUAUCAAAAGCUGAAGGGUUCCUUUCAAAGAAGGAGUACUUGGACUUGGGAAGAAAAAGAGCUCCGAAUUUUUCGGGGGAACGAGAACAUAUUUAUGAGAUUUUCAAGAAGUACAAUCACUUCAAGAAGCAGAAUUUCGUAUUUGAUGAGACAGAUUUGGUUCAGAAUGUUUACAACAGAUUUAAGAAAGAGAAGGAGAUGAGAUGGAUUGUCCAUCAGAUCUAUGUGGACGAGACUCAGGACUUCACUCAGGCUGAACUCUGCCUCCUUCUGAGGGUCUGUCAGUCUCCAAAUCAGAUGUUCCUGACAGGAGACACAGCCCAGAGCAUCAUGAGGGGCAUAUCAUUCAGAUUCAAUGACCUUCGCUCUCUGUUCUUCUAUGCCAAGAGAUCUAUGCAUGCUAUUGGAAAAACCUCUGGCGUGAAAGUACCAAAACAGGUGUAUCAGCUGACCCAUAAUUACCGAUCCCAUGCCGGCAUCCUGUACUUAGCCUCGAGUAUUUUGGACCUCAUGGUGGAAUUCUUCCCAGAAUCCUUUGAUCGACUACAGAAAGACCAGGGGCUGUUCCAGGGACCUCCCCCUGUACUGCUGGAGUCUUGUAGUUUUAGUGAUUUAGCUGUGCUGUUGAGAGGAAACAAAAGGAAAACUUCCCACAUUGAGUUUGGAGCUCACCAAGCAAUCCUGGUGGUGAAUGAUGCUGCUAGAGAUAACAUUCCAGAGGAGCUCAAUCUGGGACUGAUUCUGACAAUUUAUGAGGCCAAGGGACUGGAGUUUGAUGACAUUCUUCUUUACAACUUCUUCAAAGAUUCCCAGGCCACAAAAGAGUGGAGGGUAGUGACUGAGUUCUUGGAACGCUUGGCUGCAACAAACACACAAGCCACCAAGCAGAACAACUCUGAGAGUCUAGUGGAAAUUGACGCUGAAGUUCUCCAGCAAGCUGAUCGUCCAAGGCCUUUGGCCUUUGACCCUAACCAACACAAAGUGUUGAAUGCGGAACUGAAGCAUUUGUACACAGCUGUAACGAGGGCUCGUGUGAAUGUUUGGAUAUUUGACGAGGACAUGGAGAAAAGAGCACCUAUGUUUCAAUACUUCAAGGCUCGCAAACUGACCAGGAAUAUAACAAGCUCUGAAGUGGAAAAUGAUACAGCAGAUGGAAUGUUUGCAGAGGAGUCCACACUAGAAGAAUGGCUUAAGAGAGGAGAAGAGUUCAUGAAGCAUUCCUUGUAUGAGGUGGCAGCCAAGUGCUUUAAUCGUGGCAAGAAUUUUCACAUGGAGAAAAUCGCCAAUGCUCACCAGUCUGCACUUGUCGCUUCCAGAAUGAAGGAUAAUCCGGCGAAGAUGAGGGAGGCAUUCUUAGCGGCUGCUGAAAAGUUCCUGGAGUGUGAACUACCAAACAAGGCUGUCAUCUGCCUGCAGAAUUCCCGAGAAAAAGAAUUGGUGGCUCAUCUGUAUGAAAAAAUAAAUCAGUUGGAGAAAGCUGGUGAGACUUACCGCAAAUUGAAGCGUCCCAUCGAAGGAAGCAGGUGCUAUGAACAGCUAGGAAAGUUCAAUUUAUCGGUGGACACUUUGGUGGAGAAUGAUCUGUAUGAGAUGGCCAUUGAUACAUUACAGAGAUAUAAACUGUUGAAAAAGGAUUUGGAAAGGAAGAGAAUACCAUUGCCCCAGAUCCUUAGAGAUAAUGCUCCAAGAAACCUACACACAGUAGAAAGUCUGAGUUUUAAGGCAGCUGAAGUCUAUCAUCGCUCCGGGAACAAGGAGAAAAUGAUGGCAGCUCUGGGUCGUCUGCCCAAUCUGGAGGAAAGAACAGACUUCCUGAUUCACAAAAGCUACAUAGAGGAAGCAGCUAUGCUGUUCCAGGAGGCUGAAAAACUUGAAGAAGCAGUGGAUUUGUAUGCCAAAGGGGGCAUGAGUGAGAAAGCUCUAGAAUGUGCACAGAAGUUAGGGGACAAAGGUGUUAUAGGGCAGAGUCUGAUCCUGGACUGCAAGAUAAGGCUAAGUCAGUAUGAAAACUAUAAGGACAUAGAUGAAGAGGUGAAAAAUGAAUUGUGUGAAAACCUGAACCAAGCAUUUUAUAACCUUCAAGAUUUGGAGAACAAAGUUGCAGCAGGCGAAGCAGCAUUUUUAAGAGGGGAGCUCACAGGAAAUAGUGAGUUCAUCAACAAGGCUUUUGGGGCAUUUAGUCAUUCCUACCCACUUCGAUCAGGAGAGGCAGGGCAAUUGGAGUGCAUGCAUUGGAUGGCUCAUAACUCUGAUCUAACAAGUAGGAAAAACCUUUACCAAUGCAUCUUAGGAAUGCAAAAUCUUUUCAGAGUAUUGUUAAUAUUAUCUAAGCCUGUCAAUGAUGAAGAAAGAAGGCGUCUUCAAGAAAUCUUUAAAUUCUUUGGAUUUCAUCCAGCUGAGGAAGAGGAUAAGAUUGUUUAUUAUCCAAAAAAACAACCAAGAGCACUAAAGAUCUUGGAUCAGACAACUAAUCAGGCCUUUAAAUGUAAAGAAGACAAGAUGAAGAUUCAGACCAAAAUCUUGAAGUUUCUCGUGAAGAGAGGUAUCCAUUGGAAGAAGAAAUUAGAAGAAGCCAUCACUACUGUUAGGAACAAGAGAUGUCAAUGUCCAGCAUAUAAACUUGGAGAAUCCUGUGGAAGAUUACAGGCAGUGGAUGAUGCAUCUAGUCAAACUCCUUGUCCAUUUCUUCAUGUUCCUUUAAUGCCUAAGAGUUUUGAUCUUCUGACCGAGUAUGACAUGAUGGCUGUUGAACUUGAAGUGUAUGUUCAGCACGGUGCAGAGGAUGUCAUGGAAAGAAACAAGGAGCUGAGUGAUGAUGUGUCGUGCUUCAUUCCUAAAGAUUUCAAAGAAAAAUACAGAGCAUGCAUCUGGUUGUUGGAGGAUUUGAUUCCAGAGAAUUAUCAUAUUGCUAAGAUAUCUUCAGACCCUGAUCGGGUUCGUGAUUUGCUUAAGAAGUUGAGGAACUAUAAGGCUGGAUAUUUAAGAAAAAGAAUGAUCAGGUAUUUAAAGAGUUUGUAUGAGGAAAUGCAAAAGAAAGAGAGGAAAGACAAUAUCAAGGUGUUUGUAGUGAUACGCUUUGUCAAUCAUUUGUUAAGUCUUCAAAUCAAACCAAAGCCAGAUGAAAUCAUGUUCAACUUUGAGCAAUCUAUGGACAAAGAAUGCCCAAAGAAGGAGGAAAAGAGAAAGGAUUGGGCAAUUAGACUUGGAUUAAUGUUGGACGAACUUGAUGGGAAAACAUACAUUCGCUCAAUUGCGAGAAGGUUCUGUGAUGGGUAUGAUCAGAUAAUGGGAUACAACAAUGAUCCGCUAGAAGCUGUGAUUAAGUUCACCAAGUUCUGUGUUUUGAUGAGCAACACCGGAAGUACGGAACUUCUGCCCCACUACAAUCAUCUCCUCUUGUGGAUGGAAUACUACACCACAGUUGCCUUCUGUCUGUCUGCCAAAUUGCAGAACACGCCAAACUUCUUUUUUGUUGUUCCAGAAUCUUACAUUUCAAUAGUCUAUUUCAUUGAUGCCACAUUUGUUCAUGAGAAUGGUGUAGCAACAUUUGAGGCUGUUCAAAGGCACAGAAGCUGGAAAAAUAAUGUCACCAGUCUCCUUCAGGAUCGUUUGAGAAGAAUGAUUGGUAUCUUAUGUGGGUUUAGCUCAAGAAUAAACCUCAUUCAUCAUGUCUUUCAAUCCAGCAAUCCUGAGAUGGAAGAUGGAAGAUUUGGGAUCGCAGAGAGACUCCUUGUUCUUGUUCUUGUGUAUGUUUGCAAUCUGGGUAAGUGUGUUUUUCCGGAUGUGGAAACCACUUUGAUGGGAGAACUUUGCAAAAUUGACAUACAGGAGAACUACCCUAACAGACUGUCUGAAACUCUGCAACUGGUGCAACAAUCAGAUAGUCCAUCAGAUGUGGCCAAAGCACUCCAGAUUCUGCUGUCAAAGAGGGAGACUGAUUCUCUGAGAUACUAUAUAUGGGAUAAGAAUUUCAAAAGAAACGGUCUUAGAAGUACGGAGCUAAAGGCUACAGAACUGAACCAAAAGUUUUUCCAUGAAGAAGAGACACUUCAAGUUAUGGAUCACCCUCACGACGUAGUUUUCAAUAAUUUUAAGACUGUAGAGCAAGGUGAUGAUAUGGAUACACAGAUAACAAUGGAGGAGAAACAGAAAAUAGACAGAGAUAGAAAGGAACAAGAGAAACAAGACAGGGAGGAUAGAGCCUGCAGAGUUAUUACUGAGUUCAUACGAAGGUCCAUUUUAAGGUCCAAGGCUCAGAAUCUGACUGUCCUAGUGCAAGAUCAACUGAAACGUGAGAAAAGGGAAGAAAAGCUGAAGGUGUUUAAGUCAGCAGAAAUAACAGACACAAAAUGUGGUGUUUGUGGAGUGCAAUUUCGAGAGAUCGGUACAGAUCAUGCCUUGCCUGUAGACAGACAGUCCUCCACUGAAUCUGAAACAUCUCAACUUCUCCAACCUCCCAGUCCUCUGCAGCUACCACAACCAAAUUUUAAUCCAGUGCUGCAGAACUCGUUAACUCCAAGCCCAGAUAAAUUGAAAGACAAUCCCUUUGCCAAGCUAUUUGAAAAUCCUUUUGAAAAGUCUACUCUUGAAACCAGAGAAGAUCAUGAACAAUCACAAAAGCACAAAGAAAUGGUGAAAUUUUACCAAUUCUUCAGAAACAAAUAUAUGAGGAAGAUUUCAGAACCACUAGAGGAAGUGAGAAGCUUCAUCCAGAAGUAUAAAUUAGGAAGAGAAACGGCUGAAAAAUACUACAAAACAGAGAGUUACCAUAUCAUCAACUGUUGUCAUCAGAAGGAAAAUGUGGAAUCAAAAAUCAAGACAAUAAUUGAAAAGAGUGACUGGCAGAAUGAGGAGAUAGAGCAAGAUGUUCAUGAAAUGGAGGGUCUCUUCAACGAUAUCAAAGAGUAUGUAGAGGAGGAAGCAAAGAAAAGGAAAGAGAGAUCAGACAAGCAGAGAGAGAAAGCUUUACGAGCCAAUCAAAAUGCCGAGGACUUUGAGGAUGAAUUGGAUCGCAUUGAACAGGUGGUGGAGGAACCACAACGAGAGAAGCGCCCCAAGGGGAGGGGUAAAAGAAAAAGUCAGAGGAGAUGAGGGCAGCAGAUGGUGGGAGGACUCCGGUGAACUUGUGACGAGUGCUGGCGCCUUUAGAUACAUUAUUAUUUUGUUAACAUUUCAGUUUAGUGUUAUAGAAUUCAUGUUAUGUUUGAAAUGUUGAAAGUACCAGCACACAUUUGCAUAGUUGUUGAUGUACAUACAGUAGGUUGUUUUUGUUAUUGUAAUUUUUUUUUCAUGUGUAUAACUUUAAAAUGAUUCUAUAGAAUUUAAAACCUUUAUCAUACAGUCAGUAAAUUUUCAGAACAUCUGAGUGAGAAUGUUAUUGACUUUUGUUUACUGUGUCAAUAUUUUUCAAAUUUGUUGAAACUUCGGGGGGGGGGGGGGGGGGGGGGGGGCAAAUGAUUUUGUAGUAGGUCUAAUCCUCACUUCACUUUAAUUUGUGCAUACAUAGUUCAUAAAACAUGUUGAGGACAUAAACUUAAAUAUAUAUUUUUUAGGUAUUUUUUUAGAGUUAUAUUUGAUAAAUGAAAAUAAAGAAUAUACACUUACCUAAAUGGUGAAGUAUCAGUCUCACAUUAGCUCCAACUUUGAUAUAUUGGCUCAUGAAAAUCAUGUAUCAUGGACAGAUAUUUGGUGUCAAAGUCUCGUUUUUGUUUUAAAAUUAAACAUGCAUAUAACACAUAAACAUGGUCAACGCCUGCUUUGUUGUGACAUAUAUCAUGAAUAAACACUGCUUAACCCUU